AGAAAAAAAUGUGUGCAAAUUCAUAGAAGAUUGUUGAUGAUCUCGAUGGGAUUUUGAUAAUCAGUGGGCGAUUUCGCGCCUUUGUCCUUGUCUCGAUGCCUUUCAACAAAUGACAGAGUCCGUUCGGAAAGAAAAUUAAAAAAUCUUUCCAUCGUUUAUAUUAAUUAAGGGAAAGAAAUCAGUGCGUGAACAAAGUGAACGGUUGAAAGAGGGGCGUGGGGCGAGGGUGACAAGUGCAUUAUGUGGGCACACGGUCGUGUUGCAAGUUACGCCCUUUGUUUUCUCAUCUUUCAGGUGAAGCUUAUAAAUUCCAGAACUUCCUGGAGGCUUAGUGCUGAUAGAGUUAUCAAAGCUACCCAGUUCCCCAGUUCUCUUGAAGAUGAUCCGGUUUUCGAUAUUUUGGCCACCACUGCUAGUCUUGGUAGUGGACAAGGAUGGAGCAAAACAGCUUCGUCCGAAAAUCACGAAAAAAUUCAAGUUUAUUGUAACGAGUACAAUAACUUUAUUAGUGAUGAUCAUGAACGACGCUUUACAUCGUACAUAUUGACGGAUACACCCAACAUAACAGAGCCAUAUCCGUCAUCGACGGAUAUAUCGACCGAACAGUACGCUUGUUCGCCAGGUCAGCAGUGCGACGAUAUUGUGCUGGAUUGUGGCAAACCAGUAAAUUUUACAUACUAUGAUAAUUUGGUGGGUGUCGCAAAUAGAAACAAGCAUCCUCUUGUGCCGGAGCCACACGUGGCUCUUAUGUUUAAAAAGAGUAACGGCAAAGUCACAGAUGUUGAUAUAGAUCUGUUGGAGAGACGCUUAAAAAAAGCCAAAAAGGAGAAACCAAAAUCCGUUCAGCUGUACAAUCAAAUCGGUAAUUUUUGGCGUAUAAAAGGAAACGCACAAAGAUCGAUCGAGUGUUUCCGGCGAGCACUUGCAGUCUCGCCCCACAAUGCGGAGGUUUUAUUGAAUCUAGCAAGAGUGUUGCUCGCCCUACAAUAUUUAGACGAUGCAACGUACUUAGCGAGACGCUCGUUGGAACUCCAACCGCCUGACCGUAAUGCCUGGGAACAAUAUCUCACUCUUGGACAAAUAUUCAAGGCUUACGGCCACUUUCAAGAAGCUGCUGUACAUCUUCGUCACGCUUUGGAAUUGAAGCCUGAUCUCACUGAUGCUGCCGAAGCUCUGAAAGAAGUUGAAUCGCUUCCUGCAGCGAGCAUACACAUUUAUACACUGCUCAUUAUCGUUUGCCUGGUAUUGGGCGUUCUUCUAGUCGUUCUCAGUAGCAUUGAAUGCGAUGAGAAUUUAACACUGGCGGCUGAACAGCUUCAACGUCCGGUGCAACGCCAUUUCAAUCGUGCAAUGGCAAUGAGGAGUCUACGGCUCAACGUAUCGCGUAAUAAACGUUGUUAAUGCUUGAUCUCGGGUGAAACCCAUCAAGGAAGCGCAGCAUUCAAUUUAAGGAUAAAGAGAAAAAGAGAGAAAAAAACGAGAACCCACCAAUCGCUCUAGGAUAAGUUUCCAGCAAGCGUAACUCCCUAUCGAGUAACUUUUUAUUUGUUUUAAAAACAAACAAACAAAACAUGUACGUUAAAAAUGACUUUCGAGUGUGCUAAAUAAUGGCCAUUUAUUAAUCAUGGACAAAGAAAACACUAAAUAUACAGUACGAUAGAGAAUUA
Messenger RNA from Venturia canescens, 1667 nucleotides. Its product is annotated as tetratricopeptide repeat protein 17-like. The transcript has 4 exons. The coding region runs from base 241 to 1401 and encodes 386 amino acids. Gene Ontology annotation, molecular function: protein binding. Gene Ontology annotation, biological process: actin filament polymerization. NCBI's taxonomy places the organism in Eukaryota, Metazoa, Arthropoda, Insecta, Hymenoptera, Ichneumonidae. The record is from RefSeq and is a predicted model, not a curated record. Gene Ontology annotation, cellular component: cytoplasm; actin cytoskeleton.